Galeopterus variegatus (Sunda flying lemur) is the source of this 1428-nucleotide messenger RNA. RefSeq names its product kringle containing transmembrane protein 2 (gene KREMEN2). Gene Ontology annotation, biological process: multicellular organism development. The transcript is spliced from 8 exons. Bases 1 to 1065 code for a protein of 354 amino acids. The record is from RefSeq and is a predicted model, not a curated record. Lineage: Eukaryota; Metazoa; Chordata; Mammalia; Dermoptera; Cynocephalidae. Gene Ontology annotation, cellular component: plasma membrane.
AUGGGGACACGGGCCCUGAGGGGUCUCCUUCUCCUCCUGCUGUUGUCGCCGCGCGGGGCCUCGGCGGGGAGCCUGCACAGUCCAGGCGUGUCCGAGUGCUUCCAAGUGAACGGCGCCGACUACCGCGGCAACCAGAACCGCACUGGCCCGCGUGGGUCCGGCCGCCCGUGCCUCUUCUGGGACCAGACGCAGCAGCACAGCUACAGCAGCGCCAGCGACCCCCAGGGCCGCUGGGGCCUGGGCGCGCACAACUUCUGCCGGAACCCAGACGGUGACGUGCAGCCAUGGUGCUACGUAGCCGAGACGGAGGAGGGCAUCUACUGGCGCUAUUGCGACAUCCCCACGUGUCACAUGCCCGGCUACCUGGGAUGCUUCGUUGACUCGGGGACGCCCCCAGCCCUCAGCGGCCCCAGCGGCACCUCCACGAAGCUCACGGUCCAGGUGUGCCUUCGCUUCUGCCGCAUGAAGGGCUACCAGCUGGCGGGAGUGGAGGCUGGUUACGCCUGCUUCUGUGGCUCUGAAAGCGACCUGGCCCGCGGACGCCCGGCCCCCGCCACCGAAUGUGACCAGAUCUGUUUCGGCCACCCGGGCCAGCUGUGCGGCGGCGAUGGGCGGCUGGGCAUCUACGAAGUGUCCGUGGGUUCUUGCCAGGGCAACUGGACGGCGCCUCAGGGCGUCAUCUACUCCCCGGACUUCCCGGACGAGUAUGGGCCGGACCGGAACUGCAGCUGGGCGCUGGGCCCGCCGGGCGCCCUGCUGGAGCUCACCUUCCCCCGGGUCUUCUCGACAGUGACGGCCGUCUCAGUGCUGCUGCUGCUGCUGCUCCUGUCUCUGCUGCGUCUACUGCGCCGACGGAGCUGUCUGCUGGCUCCGGGUAAAGGGGCCCCGGCGUUGGAGCCUUCCCGGAGCCCCGGGAAAAGCUGGGCCGUGUGGUAUCACCGGCCCCGAGGGGUGGCUCUACCGUGCCCCCCCGGGGACCCCCAGGCUGAGGGUCCUGCGGCGGGCUACCGUCCCCUGAGCGCUUCCAGCCAAAGCUCCUUGCGCUCGCUCAUCUCCGCCCUCUGACUCCGGACAGCCAGUGAGAUGGAUCCCGAGACGCCUUGCCGCACCCUACCUCGGCCUUCUGACCCUUUAAGGGCAGCUCGGCCUCUGCUCAUCUCGGGGAGACCACAAAGCGAAAAGGAAGCAUCUGGUGCUAUUAUCGGGAACUUGGCCUGACCCUUGAGGUCCAGAUGGUCGAAGCCAAAGGGCAAGAGGAACCCAGCCGUCUUUCCCAUGGACCUUGAUGUGGGGGCUGUCUCUGCUUCCAGAAAUCUUUGAGCUCCUCUUGGGGUGAUCCUGGACUGCUGCCUUCAGUGAAAUGUCAGACGUCAGCAAAAGUGAUCAAAAGGCCCGCCACAGACUUUGAAUAAAGGACCUAUUUUGGUA